Messenger RNA from Plectropomus leopardus (leopard coralgrouper), 7408 nucleotides. RefSeq names its product HECT, C2 and WW domain containing E3 ubiquitin protein ligase 2a (gene hecw2a). Gene Ontology annotation, molecular function: protein binding; ubiquitin protein ligase activity. The record is from RefSeq and is a predicted model, not a curated record. Gene Ontology annotation, cellular component: cytoplasm. Gene Ontology annotation, biological process: ubiquitin-dependent protein catabolic process; regulation of dendrite morphogenesis; protein ubiquitination. NCBI's taxonomy places the organism in Eukaryota, Metazoa, Chordata, Actinopteri, Perciformes, Serranidae.
GUGGGAGGACGUCGGCUGACUGCAGCGCAUUGCAAUGCAGAGAGGAGAGACUGCGAUGCCUGUAUGAGCUGCACGCCUGAAGCCCACAGCAGCAGCAGGAGCAGCAGGAGCAGCCUCCUGUGCGGACAGGGUGCAGGGAGGUGCUGCUGGAGUUUCUGCGCACACACACACCUCUGGCCGCUGCUACCCGAAGAGGGCCGAGGUGUCUCUGCAGCGCCGCAGCAGCUUUUCAGAGGGAUACCGUCUCGAUACGUGACUCCGAGCCCAAAGCUGCCCUGGCUCGGGAUCUGAGAGGGAGGGGGGGCCCUACCGCGGCACCCCGCCCGUCCCGCCUCAUUUGGACUGCAGGGAUAACGACCUAAACCGUGAUAUCCCCGCUCAGAAACCACCGAGCAGGUGUUGGCGGCAGCGCUGUCACCCUCCGUGCACCGUCCUCCUCCAUCCCCGCACCUCUGCGCCAAAGGUUCCCAUUGCCAUUGAAUAAGAUGACGUAAGAGUCGGCAAAUAUAGUGACUGUUUAUGUCUAUCCUUUGCUACAGCUGUUCUGUUAUGAUGCAAGGACCAGAAUGGUUGAUGAGAGGAGCCCCUGUGGAGAAGGAAUCGGCACAUUAUUUCCAAAGUUUCCAUACGUUCCCAGGCACGACAGCCUCUUCAAACCAGCUCUUAAUGUUGAGACAUGAAGUUGCGUCAGUGGGGAUAAAUCAGUAAAAUGCGUCUUCACUUUGACGACCAAUCUAAUCGUUAAGAAGCUUCCACCAAUCGUUGCCUCAUCUAAAACCCUUUCCAACAGUUUUUGCUUCUCGUCUUCUUACCAAUCGCACAACAUGCGUCCUUCGCUCGCUACAGCUGUCCUACCACCCAGGACCCGCUCCCACAAUCCACCCAACCUCGCAGUGGGGGGCCGCGAACACCUCUCAGCUCCACGAAGGCGUAGCCCCCACCUCCGGCACACCCUCAGUCCGGAGAACCUGCGAACCUUGGCAGAGAGGGGCGGAGCUGCUGUCGACACUGCCUCUGUUAUCAGCAGCCCUAUCGGUCUCCCACGGGCUAACAGUGACACAGAUCUGGUGACCUCCCAGAGCCGAUCUUCGCUAACGGCGUCCACUCUGGAGUACACGCUGAACCGCGGCCAGAACCUCGUCAUAUCCUGGGACAUCAAGGAGGAGGUGGAUGCUACCGACUGGAUCGGGUUGUACCAUAUUGAUGAAACCAGUCCGUCCAACGUGUGGGACUGUAAGAACCGAGGGGUGAAUGGAACCCAGAAGGGUCAGAUCGUUUGGAGGCUGGAGCCCGGGCCCUACUUUAUGGAGCCCGAGACGAAGAUCUGUUUUAAGUACUACCACGGAGUAAGCGGAGCCCUGAGAGCCACGACCCCGUGCAUCACUGUGAAGAACCCUGCAGUCCUGGUGGAGGGCCUAGCAGAGCAGGUGGGCAUUGAACAUCCACGGAAACUGAUUAGCUUUACUUUAACAGAUUUGCGUGCCACUGGUCUGAAGAAGGGCAUGUUUUUUAAUCCGGACCCGUACCUGAAGAUGUCCAUCCACCCAGGGAAGAGGAGCGUCUUUCCCAUCUUCAGCCACCACGGACAGGAACGACGAUCAGCCAUCAUUGCUAACACCACCAACCCUGUCUGGCAUGGAGAGAAAUACACGUUUGUAGCUCUGAUGACGGACAUCCUGUACAUCGAGGUAAAGGACAAGUUCGCAAAGAGUCGACCAAUCAUCAAACGCUUCCUCGGUCAGCUCACUAUCCCUGUGCAGAGACUUAUUGAAAAAAUACCCGGAGUCCAACCUGUGAGUUUCCCCCUGUGUCGGCGCCUUCCUACUGAACACGUCAGCGGCCAUUUGCAGUUCAAGGUGGAGCUCACAUCGACUGGGCCUGAUGGUGCCUCUCCUGAGUCUAUCAUCGGCAUUUCGUCCUUAAAUGGAGCUCCAGGGACUCCUUCCGAUGACGAAGACCUGCCCCACCAUCUUCCAGGAGUGGUCUCUUCUGGCCCCUCUCCUACCGGUUCCCAGGGCUCCCAGGGCAUGUGGGAAGGCGGGGCCACAGCCUACCCAGAGAAGGAGCUGCCUCUUGUUGGAGCUGAAGGGAGAUUUGUGGAGCAUGAAAGCCUUUCAUGCCAUGAAAUGCUCCAGAGGUCACUUAGCGAGGGCCUGGAUGCUAUCGAGGCCCCUAAAGGCCCCGGUGAAAGACCCCUUGGCGCAGCCUCGCCUAAACUGCGCUCCAGCUUCCCCACACACACACGGCUUAGCGCCAUGUUGCACAUCGAUUCAGACGAGGACGAUGAGCGGUCCGGAGCCAAUGACAUCAUCCCGGUGCCACUGUCACCGCUGCUGAUGAAUGGGGUGCCACCGGAUGUCAGCGGCCCCGAUGAGGACGACGCAUUUGCUGAGAUCAAGCAGGAGCCAGAGCAGCUGGAGCCCUCUGUGCUGGAGGAGGAGCCCGAGGGUGCAGGUGCUGUGACAGAAGACGUGGCCCCUGAGGCAGAGGCGGCCCUGGAGAUGGGUGCAGGUCUGGACUUGGAGGAUGUUUUGGAGCCAGACGUCUUCUCCGAGGUGGAGGAGACUCCUUUCACAGAGGCUGUGUCCCACAGUGCUCUGCCAGAGGGUGAAGUGCAUGAGGAGGGAAGAGGGCCUGGCGAGGACCCCUCCUCUGAGAUUGACACCUGCUCCAUGGCAACAGCUCAGCAGACCGUCUUCUCAUCAUCAGAGAGCUGUCCAAUCACUGUGACAACUGCUGUGGAAGCAGAGGAGGGAGCUGAGACGGCCAUAGAUCCAGGGGGAGACGUCGUUUCCGGGACCCCACCAACUAAUCAAGCUGUAGACGAUGAAGGAGGCGGGCAUGUUACUGUUACUGAGGCGACAGGAGAGGCUUCCCCGGUCUUCCAGCAGGAGGUGGUGGAGGAGAUCAGUGUGAGGAGGCUGAGCCUGCAGGCUGCCGGGGGCACGGCUGGAGAACAGGACAGGGAGGAGAUAAAGCCGCAGGAGGAGGCGGGCUCUGCUGAUUCAGAGCAGGCCACCACAGAAACAGAUGGAGAGGAAGGCACUCACGUUAACGGCCAUCCUGUACGUUCGCUUCCUUCUGUGCGUCAUGACAUCCACCGAUACCAACGUGUGGACGAGCCUCUACCUCCCAACUGGGAGGCUCGGAUCGAGCACGGGAGGAUCUUCUUUGUGGACCACGUGAACAGAACCACCACAUGGCAGCGUCCCACCGGACCUCCCGCCCCGCAGGGCCUGACCCGCUCCAACUCCAUUCAGCAGAUGGAGCAACUCAACCGCAGGUACCAGAGCAUCAGGAGGACCAUCACUAACAGUGACCGUGCAGAGGAAACCCCGGUCGACCUGCUUCCUGAACCAGAAAGUGAACUGAUGCCUCACUCCAUUUCUGAAUACAGACGAGAAAGUGCCGUGGCUCACUCCAGUGGUCGCUCGCGUCUCUCUCUGCUGCUCCAGUCACCCAGCGCCAAGUUCCUGUGCAGCCCCGACUUCUUCACCGUGCUGCAUUCUAACCCUAGUGCCUACCGCAUGUUUACGAGCAACACCUGCCUGAAGCACAUGAUCAGCAAGGUGCGUCGGGACGCUCACUACUUUGAGCGCUACCAGCACAACCGCGACCUCGUCACCUUCCUCAACAUGUUCUCCAACAAGCAGCUGGAGCUUCCUCGGGGCUGGGAGAUGAAGCACGACCACACUGGGAAGCCCUUCUUUGUGGAUCACAACUGUCGCUCCACGACCUUCAUUGACCCCCGGCUGCCCCUCCAGAGUUCUCGCUCCACUGGGCUCCUGGCCCACCGCCAGCACCUGAGCCGCCAGCGCAGCCACAGUGCUGGGGAGGUGGUGGACGACUCUCGCCAAACCAACCCGCCCUCCAUGCCCCGCCCCUCCAGCACCUUCAGCGGCUCCAGUCGAAGUCAGUACCACGACGUGGUGCCUGUGGCCUACAAUGACAAGAUAGUGGCGUUUCUACGGCAACCCAACAUCGUUGAGAUCCUGCAGGAAAGGCAACCUGAGCUCGCCAGGAAUCACUCGCUCAAGGAAAAGGUGCAGUUUAUUCGCAGUGAGGGAGUCACCGGGCUGGCUCGUCUCUCUAGCGACGCUGACCUCGUCAUGCUGCUCAGCUUAUUUGAGGAGGAGGUGAUGUCAUACGUACCACCUUUACUCCACCCGAGUUACUGCCUGUCCUCUCCUCAGAGCUCCCCUGGCACCCAGCGAGCUAAUGCCCGCGCUCCAGCUCCCUAUAAGCGAGAUUUUGAAGCCAAACUGAGGAACUUCUAUCGAAAGCUGGAGACCAAAGGUUAUGGUCAGGGACCGGGAAAAGUCAAGCUCAUCAUACGCAGGGACCACCUCCUGGAGGACGCCUUUAACCAAAUCAUGUGUUACUCCCGUAAAGACCUGCAACGGAGUAAACUCUACGUCAGCUUUGUGGGCGAGGACGGGCUGGACUACAGUGGACCCUCCAGAGAGUUUUUCUUCCUGGUGUCCAGAGAACUGUUCAACCCGUAUUACGGCCUGUUUGAAUACUCGGCCAAUGACACGUACACUGUCCAGAUCAGCCCCAUGUCUGCCUUUGUGGACAACCACCAUGAAUGGUUUCGCUUCAGUGGACGUAUCCUGGGCCUGGCCCUCGUCCACCAGUACCUGCUGGAUGCCUUCUUCACCCGACCCUUUUACAAGGGGCUUCUUCGCAUCCCAUGUGACCUGAGCGACCUGGAGUUCCUGGAUGAGGAGUUCCACCAGAGCCUGCAGUGGAUGAAAGACAACGACAUCGAAGACAUGCUGGACCUCACCUUCACUGUCAAUGAGGAGGUGUUUGGACAGAUUACAGAGAGAGAGCUGAAGCCAGGCGGGGCUGGUAUCCCUGUAUCAGAGAAGAACAAGAAGGAGUACAUUGAGCGUAUGGUCAAGUGGCGUAUAGAGCGAGGAGUGGCCCAGCAGACGGAGAGCCUGGUCAGAGGUUUCUAUGAGGUGGUGGAUGUACGACUGGUGUCAGUGUUUGAUGCCAGGGAGCUGGAGCUGGUGAUUGCAGGCACGGCAGAGAUCGACCUGGCAGACUGGAGGAACAACACCGAGUACAGAGGAGGUUACCAUGACAACCACAUAGUGAUUCGCUGGUUCUGGGCAGCUGUGGAGAGGUUCAACAAUGAGCAGAGGCUGAGACUGCUGCAGUUUGUGACAGGCACCUCCAGUAUUCCCUACGAGGGAUUUGCCUCUCUGAGGGGCAGUAAUGGACCCCGCAGAUUCUGUGUUGAGAAGUGGGGAAAAAUCACAUCCUUACCCAGGGCUCACACUUGCUUUAAUCGCCUGGACCUCCCACCUUACCCCUCCUUCUCCAUGCUCUACGAGAAGCUGGUCACCGCUGUCGAGGAAACAAGCACGUUUGGCUUGGAGUAACCUCAAAUCAGCUCACGCCCAGGUUUAACUUAGGAGCAAGAAUCAACUGGAAUCCCACCUUUCUCACUUAGGAGAGACAUGGCAAAUAAAACUUAUAUCCUCAAAUGGCAACUAACCCCAACUCCUACCCGCGUGGACAACUCUACUGUUUUUUUUUUUCCUCCCUGACUGGCUUUUGGUCACUUAGCACGCAGGCAUGGUUCCGAUUCUCUGCCUUUCUCUCACAAUAGAAGCAGAUCAAGCAAACACCUUCUGGAAGAAAAGGCCGAGAACUGGAGCAACGGUUUGAAAAAGCUGUACAGUACAAUUUCUUUUUCCAGUUUUUUUCAUGGUGACAUUUGUUCGUCGAGCCACAUGUGUGCUUUAUCUCUUCAGUUAAUGGCCUUGUUUACUGGAUUUCUAGCACCUCCUCCUCCUCUUCCUCCCCCUCCAACCUGCACCUCAGAGACAGCUGCUCAGAAACCACCAAGCUCCCUUCUCCCUUCUCUGGACCUCUAAACUGUGUCCUUUCUGCACUGGGGCUGCAACAUUAUGAACUAUAAUACACACAUACUCUAAUCACCUUUGCACAAAACACACACAAACACAGACAUUUUUAUUGAUGGUGCAAACCAGUCUUUCCCCCUAGAUUUUUUUAUCUGUAUGUUAUCAGAUGUGACAUUUUAGGCUUAGAGCUGGAUGUUGGCUGGUCCUCCUUUUUUUCAGAGAGCAAGGGAAGUACUUGUGUGCACAGAAACAUACACAAAUAUUAUUAGAAGCAGUUGUUCUAAGACUGAAAUUCCACUUUUUUUUUCUUUAUUCCUGAUUAAGCUGGCGAGCAAGUCACAAAACAUGGACAGUGACUCUCUGUGAUAAUGAUGGCAGGUUCUGGUCAGGACUGUUACCUUCAACACCGCGGCGUCAGAGCUCUUACAGGGGCGAGAAAGACACAUCAGAGACAUGCAGCCCUUGUUUCUGCACACACUCAGUAAGGUAUUCACACACACAAACACGUGCAUACAGUGUUACAGCGUUAGCCUUGAUGCUGCAGGCGCACUUUCCUACAGUGACUCACUCCACAGUACAGACGCAUCUACAGACGCACUUCAGUCGCAUAGAAGUGUCAAACAGUCCCACACAUUGAUCAUGAGCAAUAGGUGCACUUUCAGACAGAUGAUGUCGGCUCAUAAGUAAGACACGCAAGGCCCUCCUCUCUGAUGUAAUCCCCUCCCAACUAUGAAAGUGAUGAAUGUACCAAAUAAGUGACUGAAUGUAUGAACCUCAAGCAGCUCUGUGCGGCUCAAUGAGGAGGAUUUCACAAAGAGAAAACACAAAAAGGAAAUCAAACGAGGCACGGUUGCUUGAGGAAUGAGGAUGCAGGUGAAAGACACAAGCCAAGUGCCUGGUCAGGGUGCAGCGCUGGGACCUUUUUAGUGCCUCUUGAGUUUUCCUGACCGUGAAGUGGAAUUUCAUGAGGGAAGCUAUUGUAUUUUGACCAGAUCAGAGAUGGUGAAACUUAAAGGAAUAGUUCACUUUUUCUUUUGAAGUGGGUUUGUAUGGGGUACUUAUCCACAAUCAGUAUAUUACAUACAGUAGAUGUCACACCUCUUGUUUAGAGAAGCAGGAUGAGGUCUGCUGGUUUUUGUUUUGAUGUGUUUUCUUUGGAUUUUCUUUUUUGUUUUUUAUGUGUGUGUGUGUGUCUGUGUGUGUUUCUUAUUCUGUUCUUGUUUUGUCUUAAUUUGUGUUUGAUUUGAUCAAGGUGUCUAUGGUGAGUACUGGGGCAGAAAUUGCGAGUAGUCAUGUGUAAAAUCAUUUUUAUUUUUUAUAAAAAUAAAAAAUGGGGGUAGGAUUUGCUAGAAACGUACGUCCUCCUGCGUCUUUUCAGACAUAAAAUACUUAAUAUAAUAUAGUAUUAUAAUAAUAUAAUAAUGUUAUUUACUGAAAAUGUUUGAUGGGUUUCAAGGAGUUGUUUUUCUAACGUAUAUUUAAUUUUUACUCUUCCAUUUUAUUUGGCAUAUUAGAAAUAAUAAAAUUGA